UUUCUUUCUCUCUCUUCCAGCCAAGCAAGAUACUCAAGGAAAGAAAGUCCACGGGGAAGAAGGUGGCCCCAAUCCCCGCCAUCGUGAAGAAACAGGAGUCCAGAAAGAUACAAAGGAGACUUCUUGAGAUAAGGAAGAUCAAAAGAAGUGAAGAAACAACUAGUACCAAGAGCUUUUAAACGUCAAAAGAAGAAGAAAAAAUUAUAGAUUAUACAACUUGUCACAAAACAUUCCUGAAACAUGAUGCAAGAAGAAGAGUAAUUCACUGUAAAGAGGUCAUCAGCUUCCACCCUCAGUGUGGCCCGCAUGUCCCUGUCUCACUCACCUUUUGCACCAAACAUUGAAGAGACCAAUAAGUGUUUGGAAGAAAUAUUGGAAGAAAUAAGUGUUUGCGUACUAAUUAAUUAAUUCUCUGCCAUGCGGGUGUUGUAUCUGAAGCACUCCUUUCCUGGGAGCUUUCUUGAGUCUAAUGGAGCACCCCAGACGGUAUUAGUCUUCCUUUUGCUUCCCUGUUGCUUGACAGAGGAUUUUAGAGCACCCCCACUUAUCCCUAAUGUGCCUUUCCUCUGGGUCUGGAAUGCCCCAACUGAGGCUUGUCUCACAAAGUUUAAUGAGCCACUAGAUCUUAGUUUGUUCUCUUUAGUAGGAAGCCCCAGAAAAACUGCCACGGGUCAGCCUGUCACAAUAUUUUACACUGAUCGACUUGGCCUCUAUCCUCAUAUAGACGACUCACAAAAAAGUCUUUAUGGGGGGGUACCCCAGUUGGGAUCUCUAAAUGAUCACUUGGAAAAAUCUAAGAAAGACAUCCAGCGUUACAUGCCGAUAGACAAUGUGGGCUUGGCUAUCAUAGAUUGGGAAGACUGGAGGCCCACGUGGUCAAGAAACUGGAAGCCCAAGGAUAUUUACAAGAAUAAGUCUAUUGAAUUGAUCCAGCAAGAAUAUAAACAACUCAAUUUAACAGAAGCCACCAAGAGGGCCAGAAAAGAAUUUGAACAGGCAGCAAGAAGCUUUAUGGAACAGACUUUAAAAUUGGGGAAAUCACUUCGGCCAAAUCACUUAUGGGGUUUUUAUCUUUUUCCUGAUUGCUAUAAUAAUAAAUUUCAAGACCCCAAUUACAAUGGAAAUUGCCCUGAUAUAGAAAAGAAACGAAAUGAUGAACUCUCCUGGAUCUGGGAGCAAAGCACAGCCCUUUACCCAUCUAUAUAUUUGAGGAGUAUUUUGAAGUCAUCUCCAAAUGCUGCACUCUAUGUCAGGAAUCGCGUGCAAGAGGCCCUUAGGGUGUCUAGAACAAAGGACCCUCAGAAUCCAGUUCCCGUUUUUGUAUAUGCUCGCAUUGUGUUUGCUGAUCAAAUUUACCAGUACCUGCACCAGAAUGACCUUGUGAAUACAAUUGGUGAAACAGUUGCCUUGGGGGCCUCAGGAAUGGUAAUGUGGGGAACUCUUAGUCUAGCACGAAGCAUGAAAUCUUGUCUGAACUUACAUGAUUACCUGGAGACCACACUGAAUCCCUACUUAAUCAACGUCACCCUGGCAGCCAAAAUGUGCAGCCAAACACUUUGCCAGGAUCAAGGCAUAUGUUCGAGGAAAGACUGGAAUUCAGAUGACUAUCUUCACUUGAGCCCCCAAAAUUUUCAGAUUCAAGUUGUGAAAAGUGGAAAGUAUGUAAUCCGUGGCAGUCCCACCCUUGAUGACCUACAGUACUUUUCCAAAAACUUCCAUUGCAGUUGUUACGCCAACUUGAACUGUAAGGAGCGAGAUGAUCUGGAAACAGUGAGCUCUGUCAGCGUAUGUGUCAUUGAAGACAUUUGCAUUAAUUCCUUUGUCAUCGGAGAGCCCAGUGCUCUGCCUGACAACUGGAAACACACCUAUGUUGAUAGUAGCAAUCAGACAGAUAUCAUAUCGUCUGCCGCAGCAGGUCCUCAUGUGCCGGGGAAAGACUUCAGUGGGUAUCUUUUUGUUCUCUCUAUCUCCUCACAGCAUCUGAAAUAUUUGCUAUAGGUUUUCCACCACUCGAAAGUUGGACAUUGUCUUUCAGAAACAGUUCUAUAGGAAUAAUCAAGAUUCUGCUUAGAAUUACAGAGACAAAAUAUAUUCUUUUAUCAUUAACUGAUUUCAAAGGCUGUCAUAGCUACAGGGUUUACAGUCUGAGAAGAGUGAAGAUUAAAUAAAAUCCAGUUUCUAUAAAUGAAUGUCUUUUAUUAAUUUGUUUUUUAGUAAUUUGCUAUUGGUUAAAAUUUAGUAAUAUUUUAAUAAUUUAUCAUUGAUUAAAAUCUUCUAGAAAACAAACAUUUAUAUCUUUUAAAAAAGAAGUUCUCUAACUUGCCAUAAUUAUAGUUUUUAGCUAUUCUUUCUUGGAAAAUAUUUAUAUUUAGACUUUAUGAAAAAGUAAGCCUUAAAAAAUAAUAAU
This is a messenger RNA of Myodes glareolus (Bank vole), 2407 nucleotides long. Its product is annotated as hyaluronidase-5-like. Gene Ontology annotation, cellular component: acrosomal vesicle. Gene Ontology annotation, biological process: carbohydrate metabolic process; fusion of sperm to egg plasma membrane involved in single fertilization; hyaluronan catabolic process. The record is from RefSeq and is a predicted model, not a curated record. NCBI's taxonomy places the organism in Eukaryota, Metazoa, Chordata, Mammalia, Rodentia, Cricetidae. Gene Ontology annotation, molecular function: hyalurononglucosaminidase activity.